Molecule: messenger RNA, 3382 nt
Organism: Vicugna pacos (alpaca)
Lineage: Eukaryota; Metazoa; Chordata; Mammalia; Artiodactyla; Camelidae
Source: RefSeq, a predicted model, not a curated record
GCCCCGAGACCCGGGCACCCUCAGUUCUUACCUUCACUCUCCUUCUCAACCUUUGGGGCGUAAUUGCUACCCCUGCCCCCGAGUUUCCUGCGGCUUCCUAGCUCCCUGCCCUUCACGGCACCGUCGAAGGUCGAAGCAAGGUGUUCUCACCUGUGCCCGCCGUCCACCGUUGGGCGCACCGGCAGCCCCGCGGAAGGCGGCGAGGCCUGGGGCUCGCGUCUCUCCAGGGUCUCUGCUCGACCUCCGCGCCGUUACCCGCCCCCCCCCCAGCAGUGCUACCCCGACUUCCUGACCCUGCUUGUCUGCACCCAGCAAUGCGUUAAAGGCUCUCGGGCCUCGCAGGACGCGUUGCUGUUUCCCGACAGUUGCCUCUGGGUUUGAGGAGAGCCGCAGCCCCUUGUCUCUGCCGAGACCCGCACGGGGACAUGGACAUGUUCAGCGCUCCCUUCCCCCUUACCCUGCAGAGCUGCUGGAGAGUUGGGACGUGAACCACUGAAAGGGGAACCAAGAAAUACUUUUCUAAGCAGGUUGCCUUUUAGGAAAGAUUUUCAAGCCGUUCCUCCAAUGUGCUGUGCUUUUGCGGCCCCUCCCUCAAACCUUUGAUUUCUUUUUGAUUGUCCUCUGAUAGUAGAGCUUGGUAACGUUUGUUCAGUACCUUUAGAAAGCAGGUAGGUAAGGUCUGUCCAGCGGAACCCUCGGGCUUCCCUCCGGCCCCGCUCCUCCUGUGCUUUGGCUUUUCCUCUUCAUUUCUAGUUACUGCAUGAGGAUGCACGCAGGGUGACCUUCGGAAGUUACUCUGACUUGUGUUUAGAACCCAGAGGGGAAAGGAAAUGAAAUGUGAAUAAUCGCAAACCUGAUUGGGCAUACGUGAUGUUACCUAGGUGUUAUUUUUAAAGAAUUCCUGACUGGUGAUGAUAAAAUGCAAAGUACAAUACUUUGAUGUAAGGCAGACCACCUGAGUUUUCUCUGCAUCUGAUCCUUGCUGAGAUUAUAUCCAAGGAAUAUGAGUAGCUAAGCAGAAUUCUGUGUUUUCACAGCGUAGGGCAGAUGUAAAAAAAGAAGGCUGUGAACUACGUAGCGUUGUCAUCUCCCUUAAGAAGAAGUCAAGUCUGCAAAAGAAUUGUAAUUCAGGAGAGGGGGAAGCUCCCAGAUGUAGUUGAACAUGUGGAAUUUCCUUUUUGCCAAGAGGUUUCUUGUUAGCUAGGCGUACUCAUGUAUUGCUCGAGGGAACUCAUCAAAGGGUUAUUUAGUGGUACUAAAAGUAAAGGACCCCAGAAUGGUUAGACUCUUUUCCAUCUUUGUUUGCAAAGGUUAUCUCCUUGAGCCUCAUCUUUCCCUUGAUAGAGAAGCUGAACUAGGUGACUCUUGACUCAGAAUCUCUUCACUUUUCAGGAGCUUGUGGGGUUUGAUUGUUUUUCCUGAAUGUACUUUCUUUCUUUUAACAUGACUGAUAUUUGGGGAUGGUCUGACCUUGAGCAAGGAAGGAGAAACCAUUUCGUACAAAAACUCUGGCCUCUGUCUGGUCACAGGGACAGUUGUUUAUUCAGUGGUGCUGGGUAGGUCAUCCUGCGUUGUUUGCUGGCUUCUCCUUUGAUCUUCAGGUAAAAGGCAGCUAAGCCGGAAGAGUUCGGUAGGAAGCACCUUACACUUAGUGCAGAGGAUUUAAAAUAUUUGUGGGCUGCUCGCUGAGAGUAUACUAACAUAUUGAAACCAAAAAUUAUUUUUAAAAUAGUAACAGUUGACUUUUUUUAAAAUUUUCUCUUUUAGGUUCUCUGUAUACCAUAUCUUUGAAGAUAAUAAUCUUACCAAUUUCAGUUAACUCCGCUGUAGAGAGCGUUGUCCUGGGGUAUAUAUAUACCUGUUGUGUGAGUACGGGACUUGACUUGGAAUCACCAGUUGGCUCUUAGAGAACCGUGGUCUAAAAGCUUCUGGUAUAAAAGCUGCAUCUGUGUAGGGCUUUCGUUGGAAGAUUAGUGAACCACAGUAGCAAUCCCUGACUUCUUUCAGUCCAGGGAAGUAUCAAUUAAAUAGCGGAUACCGCUGGAAGUUAAGUUUCAGAUUUCUCUUUUUAACUUUUCAAAAUGUCAGCCAAGCAAUAACUUGGUUUUCUGGCAUAUUGGCCACUCUAGGGCUGGCCUUGGAGUAGACAUUCAGGUACUUAAGGUAGCAAAUGUUUUUGCUAAAGGUGAGUUGUACUAAAUUAUUCCACACUUGUAAUAAGGAAGUCAUCGUUAGAAUGCAUGCCACAUUCUUUGGUUUUGUUAAUACAUUUAAUUGCUUAACCUUUAGAAAUAGGAAUAAAGUAAAACUGAAUUUUAGCUGAACUAUCUUUCUUCUGGACAUUGUAAUCAAAUUUCAGUAAAUGGACAUAAGUAAUUUAAAUAUGGCCUUUGUGCUGAGACACAAGACAGUGCAAAGGAGAAACUUAUAAAGUCUUUAUUCUGAAAAUACAGAGGGUACGUGAAGUUCCUCACUGGAUAAUCAUUAUGCCAAAAUUAAGUGCUCAAGUACUGUCGGAGCUAAUGAGAUUUGCGGAUGCAUUUUCUGUCACCCCACCAUGUAACUCUUUCCUCAACAUCUGCCUGCAGUAAGAAGACUGUCAGGAUGCCCAUGGUCACACGGAAGCUGAGAGAUCCUGAUGUAAACCCUUGCUUGUCGGAGUCCGAUGCUUCCACCAGAUGUAUGGACGAGAAUAACUAUGACAAGGAGAGGUGCUCCGCUUACUUCCUGAAGUACAGAAGCUGCCGCAAGUUCUGGAAGGAGAGUCUAAGAGGCAUGUCACUUAAAUGUGAAAUGCUUUAUUCUGAAAAGGAGACUGGAAAAGAGACCACACGUAAGUCGGCUUGGGACCAACUCAGAUUCCGGUGGCAGUCCUGAUGGUCCUCCCAGAGGAAGAAGAGGCAGCGGCAUCUUGGGGGCGCUGUCUUCAGGGUGGGCAGGAGCGGGAGGGGCCGGUUUAGGGAGUUGGGCUGGGGAGGAUUUGGUGGGGACCCACACCCUGAGGGAGGGGUGACCAGCUGAGGGCAGCGGGCGCAGAGGGAAGAGGUGGCUCACGAUGAAAAUAAAGCUUCUAAUGCCGGAACCUAAACCCCAAAAGCCUGCCUAAUACCCGGAAGUAAAACAGCGUGACGUGUGAACAGCAUCGCAUUUGGAGUCGGAGGGUCUGGGUCUGCGUUCGGGCCGUGCCACUCUCUGCCCAUCCGGUCCUGAGCAAAGUGCUUACUCUUCUCACGCCUUUCCUGCCGUGAACGUGUCUUUCUCCCAGCGCCCCAGCGACGACUGCACAGGUGGUAGUGAAACUGCAGACGGGUUUCACAUGUAUUGUGCGAGUAGCUGUUACGACUUGAGAUGCAUUGAUUAAAAACAGUGGAUUUGUUUGUAA